Molecule: messenger RNA, 1232 nt
Organism: Capsella rubella
Lineage: Eukaryota; Viridiplantae; Streptophyta; Magnoliopsida; Brassicales; Brassicaceae
Product: E3 ubiquitin-protein ligase SINA-like 2
Exons: 2
Coding region: 130-981 (283 amino acids)
Molecular function (GO): zinc ion binding
Source: RefSeq, a predicted model, not a curated record
UUGGUUCUUCUUCCUUCGUCACUAGCUCCAGUGAAAGUUCCUAUUUUGGUUAUUAUCAUCACUGUUUACAAAAGUAGCGAAACGAAUCCGAUCGAUACCCAGACUUGAUUCCUCCAGAUUCCGAUAGCUAUGGCCGGAGAAGAAGUCGCACGAUCUGGGACCUUAAUGGAGCUAGAUCUCCUCGAUUGUCCUAUUUGCUGUCACGCACUCACCAUUCCUAUCUUCCAGUGUGACAAUGGACAUAUUGCUUGCUCUUCUUGCUGUGCUAAGCUGAGGAAUAAAUGCCCGUCCUGCGCUUUACCCAUUGGUAACUAUCGAUCUAGAAUAAUGGAGAGAGUUCUGGAAGCAGUCUUUGUCCCAUGCCCAAACGCUAAACAUGGUUGCACAGAGAAGUUCUCUUAUGGCAAAGAACUAGUCCAUGAAAAGGAUUGCAAUUUUUCUCUCUGCUAUUGUCCUGCACCAAACUGUAACUACACAGGCAUGUACAAGGAUCUCUAUAGUCACUUUUACGCUAACCACGACAACUCGUGGAAUCUGUUCGGGUGUGGGAAUUCUACUGGUGCGUGGCUGCGGAUGAGUGAGAAGCUUUUGGUACUUCAGGAAUAUAGAGGUGGUCCAUUGGUUGCGGUUCAGUGUUUUAAGGAGCCACAAGGAGUGUAUGUGACUGUGAACUGUAUAGCACCUUCUGUUCCAGGAGUUGGGGAAUACUCCUAUAAACUCUCGUACAAGAUGCCGAUGGGAGGUAACACUAUGACGUUUAAAUCGCCAGAGAUGAAUAGGAUUCAGAAAGUGAGUUUCGAGACUCCGGAGAAGGACUUCAUGUUAGUUCCUUAUUAUUUCUUGGGUGAGCAGUCAGCGUUAAAGAUGGAAAUUUGCAUACACAAGCUAGAAAAAUAUGAAGAAGAAGCGGAUGAAGAAGAAGAUGAAGAUGAAGAUGAAGAAGAAGAUGAAGAUGAUGAUGAUUAUGAUGAAGAAGAGUAAUAAUCAUCAUAUUAUAUCCACUGAAAGACGUUUUGUUCAAAGUCCAUUUCGAUGUCUGUCAUUGUUUUAGACGAUGCUGAUUUUUUACUUCAACCAUAUCUUAUACUUAUGUUUAUGUUUGGUCUUUGAGCAAUGUCUAUGUUUUAGAAUCAAUGGGAACACAUGACCACCCAUGUUAAUAUUGGGAUGGGCUACUCGAAUCAUAUUCUUACUCUACCAAUACCAUAGUCCGUUGAUGAAUGUUUUGGUUA